AUGGAUACAAUGCAAGACCAGAUACAACCUAUCGCCAUAGUUGGCUUGAACCUCAAGUUUCCUGGAGACGCUACUUCGGCGGAAUCCUUCUGGGAGAUGCUUGAGAAUGCAAGGAACGCAUCAAGCAAGGUGCCCUCAACCCGCUUCAACGUCGAUGCAUUCUAUCAUCCACACCCUAACCGUCUCGACAGUAUGCGUGUUCAAAACGCCCACUUCAUGAAAGAAGAUCCGCGGGCCUUUGAUGCUGUCUUUUUCAACAUGUCGCCAGCAGAAGCAUCCAUCUUAGAUCCCCAACAGCGCGGGCUCCUCGAGGGCACAUAUCACACCUUUGAAAACGCUGGCUUAGCAAUGGAGAGAGUUGCUGGUUCCCGCACCUCAGUUUUCUGCGCCUCUUUCGGCCGCGAUAGUGAUGCCAUAGUGGCCCGAGAUCCAGAGUUCCAAUCCCGGUACCAAGCAACGUCUUCAGGGUCGUCUAUGUUGUCAAACCGCAUCAGUCAUUUCUUUGACCUCCGAGGUCCAUCUUUGACGGUUGACACCGCAUGCUCCAGCGGACUGUACGCCCUUCACCUAGCGUGUCAGAGCAUACUCAACGGGGAGUCCGACAUGAGCCUAGUCUGUGGCUCCAAUACCUAUCUCACUCCCGAGUGCAUGAGUUUCCCCUUGAGCAACGCCGGCUUUCUAUCUCCGGAUGGCCGAUCCUAUAGCUUUGACCACAAAGCCAACGGUUACGCUCGUGGAGAGGGAUACGCAUUCGUUCUUCUCAAGCCGUUAUCCAAAGCUCUGGCGGACGGAGACAUUAUUCGAUCAGUGAUCCGUGCCACAGGCGCAAAUCAAGACGGGCGGACGCCGAGUAUCACCCAGCCCAGUGCUACCGCUUAG
Colletotrichum lupini is the source of this 879-nucleotide messenger RNA. RefSeq names its product KR domain-containing protein. Gene Ontology annotation, molecular function: fatty acid synthase activity; 3-oxoacyl-[acyl-carrier-protein] synthase activity. The record is from RefSeq and is a predicted model, not a curated record. The transcript is spliced from 3 exons. Gene Ontology annotation, biological process: secondary metabolite biosynthetic process; fatty acid biosynthetic process. The coding region runs from base 1 to 879 and encodes 292 amino acids. NCBI's taxonomy places the organism in Eukaryota, Fungi, Ascomycota, Sordariomycetes, Glomerellales, Glomerellaceae.